Molecule: messenger RNA, 502 nt
Organism: Pseudomyrmex gracilis
Lineage: Eukaryota; Metazoa; Arthropoda; Insecta; Hymenoptera; Formicidae
Exons: 2
Coding region: 2-502 (166 amino acids)
Source: RefSeq, a predicted model, not a curated record
CAUGGAUGACAAUAGAUUUUUAAUUGUGGAGUUCUCUGAUGGCCUCCAAAUUAUACUUUCAAGAUGGCUCAAUACUACUAAACAAACAUGUAUUUGGCCUAACCACUUUAAAACACAACGUCGAAUUAAUACAGCUAUAAUAACUGGAGAACUGCCAAAAGAACAAGAUGAUUGGGAAGAGUUGCCAAUAAAAAGAAUUUUUNGAAGCGCAGAUACCUAUGAAAAGAGUAUAGAAAAGUUAAUAUUAGCACAAGAUACAUCCAAUGUGGAUGAUACCGGUAUGUCUUCUAGUGAAAUAAGAGAACGGAACAAGAAAAGAAGACGCACAAAAGCAAAACGGAAAUUUUCCUCUUGCUCCUCCUCUUCAGAGAACGAAGAAGUAAUUGGAAAUAAAGAAAAUUGUCCAAUACAAAAUAAAAAAGUUCUUCCUUUUCCGAAACUGGAUAAAUUUGUUUCUAGCAGCACAUCAUUAAAAGAGAAUAAACAACGCUCGCAAUAUUAA